UCAGGUGAGCGAGCCGGCUGCUCUGACCACAGAAUUGCUUCCACAGCGAGGUCCUUCUGAGCCUCGCUUUCCUUUCCCCUUGCCGUGGUGUGUUUUCCAGGAUAACUGCAACUCCAGACCCACGAUGGAUGCCCUGCAACUGGCAAACUCUGCUUUUGCAGUUGACCUGUUCAAAAAACUCUGUGAAAAGGAGCCAGCAGGCAAUGUCCUCUUCUCUCCAAUCUGUCUCUCCACCUCCCUGUCACUUGUUCAUGUAGGAGCCAAAGGUGACACAGCCAAUGAAAUUGGACAGGUCCUUCAUUUUGAAAAUGUCAAAGAUGUGCCCUUUGGAUUUCAAACAGUAACGUCAGAUGUAAACAAACUUAGUUCCUUCUAUUCGCUGAAACUAAUCAAACGGCUCUAUGUAGACAAAUCUCUGAAUCCAUCUACAGAGUUCAUCAGCUCUACGAAGAGACCCUAUGCAAAGGAGAUGGAAACUGUUGACUUCAAAGAUAAAUUGGAAGAAACGAAAGGUCAGAUCAACAACUCAAUUAAGGAUCUCACAGAUGGCCACUUUGAGAACAUUUUAUCUAACAACAAUGUAAAUGACCAGACCAAAAUCCUUGUGGUUAAUGCCGCCUACUUCAUUGGAAAGUGGAUGAAGAAAUUUCCUGAAUCGGAAACCAAAGAAUGUCCUUUCCGAGUCAACAAGACGGACACCAAGCCAGUGCAAAUGAUGAGUCUGGAAGCCAUGUUCUGCAUGGGCAACAUUGACAGUAUCAACUGUAAGGUCAUAGAGAUCCCCUUUCAAAAUAAGCACCUCAGCAUGCUCAUCCUGCUGCCCAAGGACGUGGAGGAUGAGUCUACGGGCCUGGAGAAGGUUGAAAAACAACUCAACUCAGAGACGCUCUUGCAGUGGACCAAUCCUAGCACCAUGGCCAAUACCAAAGUCAAACUAUCCAUUCCAAAAUUUAAGGUGGAAAAGAUGAUUGAUCCCAAGGCUAGUCUGGAAAACCUAGGGCUGAAAAGUACCUUUGAUGAGAGUACAUCUGAUUUCUCUGGAAUGUCAGAGACCAAGGGAGUGGCGCUCUCCAAUGUUAUUCACAGAGUGUGCUUAGAGAUAAGCGAAGAUGGUGGGGAUUCCAUAGAGGUGCCGGGAUCAAGAAUCCUGCAACACAAAGAUGAAUUCAGGGCCGACCACCCAUUUAUUUACAUAGUCAGGCACAACAAAACUCGAAACAUCGUUUUCUUUGGCAAGUUCUGUUCUCCUUAAGUGGCAGAGCCCAGGUUAAGUCCCACCUGACUUUUCUGUAAACUCUACAUCCAGAGGAUCCCUUUCUAAAUAUGAUAACUUGUUAAUAUUGCUGAAGGAGGAAUGCCUCCUUGUCCUAUGUAGCCCUCACACUAAUAGGCCUUUUUCUCCCAAUCUUUUCUUUUAUGUCCCUUUCUACCCAUCAAAGACAAUACUUUGAAUGAAAAGAAAAUAUGUAUUCAUUAUUUGUCACACUAUCUAGGGUUAUGGGCAGAAAUACAGUCAUUCACAAAGAAAAGUCCUAUAAGGAGCUUUGCCUUCCUUCAUUGGGAUACAGAAUGUUCCAGACGUUCUCACUUCCCUGAAAGGCUAAAGAAACUGUGGUUUAUGGGAUCUGACAAACUUUCCUGGUUCCAGUGAAAUGUGAGCACAUAGUUAGGCUAACGUAGGUCCACAGCUCCUUAUGCUAAAUGCUGAGGGGCAAAUGUAUUUUUCAGGUUCUGAUUUUGGGGGCAUUUAGAAAGAUAAUAUGUUGCACAAACUGUAUGUUAUGGAAGUCUAUUGAAAGAGUCUGAAACAACACCCUAUAUAGAAGUCAUUACCUUGAUAUUCCUGCCAUAAAAUGUAUAAUAUUGAAGUGCUCACACUGCUUUGACAUACUUUUUCUAAGACUAUGGGUUUAGUUACUAUAGAUUACUGGUCAGUCACUUGCAUUAAUAGUAAUUUUAAAAGUUGAUCUGAUAAGUUAUCUAUAUUACAAGUUCACAUAUUAAUUUACUAUCAAAAGAGCACAUUUACUGAAGAUUUUGUGACAAUACAUUCUCAUCUCUUCCUUGUAAAUAGGUUCCACUUUAUUCUUGCUCCAAAGGAUCCAUAUAAAAUUUCUUUUAUGCUAUUGACAAUAAAAUAUUAUUAAACUACA
Eptesicus fuscus (big brown bat) is the source of this 2153-nucleotide messenger RNA. RefSeq names its product serpin family B member 5 (gene SERPINB5). The record is from RefSeq and is a predicted model, not a curated record. The transcript is spliced from 7 exons. NCBI's taxonomy places the organism in Eukaryota, Metazoa, Chordata, Mammalia, Chiroptera, Vespertilionidae. Gene Ontology annotation, molecular function: serine-type endopeptidase inhibitor activity. Bases 125 to 1252 code for a protein of 375 amino acids. Gene Ontology annotation, biological process: negative regulation of endopeptidase activity.